Molecule: messenger RNA, 7189 nt
Organism: Oncorhynchus kisutch (coho salmon)
Lineage: Eukaryota; Metazoa; Chordata; Actinopteri; Salmoniformes; Salmonidae
Product: MAP/microtubule affinity-regulating kinase 3
Exons: 17
Coding region: 32-2197 (721 amino acids)
Biological process (GO): microtubule cytoskeleton organization; intracellular signal transduction; protein phosphorylation
Cellular component (GO): plasma membrane; cytoplasm
Molecular function (GO): ATP binding; tau-protein kinase activity
Source: RefSeq, a predicted model, not a curated record
CUCUGAGCAUCAGUGAGCACAAUUUGGAUCAAUGAACUGUCACCAGCACAAAACCGGACAGGCAGCCUGCUCCGAUGCCAUUCAGAUCACCAAUGCUAGGAUGAAGGGCUCACACUCUGUAAAAAGGCACCGCAUCACCAUACACACCUCGCACACCGAUGGGCGCAACGAGGUCACCACGCGGCCCGUCCGCUCAGGCGCCCGCUGCCGGAACUCCAUUGCCUCGUGCGCCGACGAGCAGCCGCACAUUGGCAACUACCGGCUGCUCAAAACCAUCGGAAAGGGCAACUUUGCCAAGGUCAAGCUGGCGCGUCACAUCCUCACGGGCCGAGAGGUUGCCAUCAAAAUCAUCGACAAGACACAGCUGAAUCCUACCAGCCUUCAAAAGCUCUUCAGGGAAGUCCGAAUAAUGAAGAUUCUAAACCAUCCAAACAUUGUGAAACUGUUUGAGGUGAUAGAGACUGAGAAGACUCUCUACCUCGUGAUGGAAUAUGCCAGUGGAGGGGAGGUCUUUGACUACCUCGUAGCACAUGGGAGGAUGAAGGAGAAGGAGGCCAGGGCUAAAUUUAGACAGAUUGUGUCAGCUGUACAGUACUGCCAUCAGAAACACAUCGUACACAGAGACCUGAAGGCUGAGAACUUACUCCUGGACGCCGACAUGAACAUCAAGAUUGCCGACUUUGGCUUCAGUAAUGAGUUUGUCAUGGGAAGUAAGCUGGACACGUUCUGCGGCUCUCCUCCCUACGCCGCCCCAGAGCUGUUCCAGGGGAAGAAGUACGACGGGCCAGAGGUGGACGUCUGGAGCCUGGGGGUCAUCCUGUACACGCUGGUCUCAGGGUCGCUGCCCUUCGACGGUCAGAACCUCAAGGAGCUGAGAGAGCGUGUUUUAAGGGGUAAAUACCGUAUCCCUUUCUACAUGUCCACCGACUGUGAAAACCUCCUCAAGCGUUUCCUGGUGCUCAACCCAGCCAAGCGCGGUACACUUGAGGUGAGGGAGGAAGGCCAAAAUCAAAUCAUGAAGGACCGGUGGAUAAACGCCGGCUGUGAAGAGGAUGAGAUGAAGCCCUUCGUGGAACCAGAAACGGACAUCACGGACCAGAAGAGAAUAGACAUCAUGGUGGGGAUGGGCUACACUCGGGAGGAGGUGACUGAGUCUCUAACCAGGAUGAAGUACGAUGAGAUCACCGCCACCUACCUGCUACUGGGAAGGAAGUCCACAGAGUUGGAGGUCAGUGAUUCCAGUUCUAGCAGUAAUCUGUCUCUUGCCAAGGCGCGGCCUGCCAGCGAGCACAACAACAACGGCCAGUCUCCGGCCCACCUCAAGGCCCAGCGGUCCAUCUCCGGCACCCAGAAACAGAGACGCUACAGCGACCAGGCCGGUCCGUCCAUUCCCUCGGUGGGCUACCCCAAGAGGAGCCAGACCACCUCGGAUGACAACGGCGACCACAAAGAGGACGGGGGUGCCCAGCCACGGAAGUCUGUUUCACCAGGCGGGCGUGGUGGCAGCGGUGCCCCUGCCAGUCCCCUAUUGGGUAACGCCAACAACCCUAACAAGGCCGACAUCCCCGACCGCAAGAAAGGCUCCACCACACCCAGCACUAACUCCACAUCAGGGGGCAUGAGAAGGAGGAACACGUAUGUGUGUAGCGAGAGGAACGCCUCGGAUCGCCACUCUGUCAUCCAGAAUGGAAAAGAAAACAGCAUGAGUGAAAUGUCGGCGGCCUGUGCCACUAGCCCUUCUGCCUACGCCAAGGCCCUCACCGUCUCCUCAGCCUCGGUCCGCCUGCGCCACCAGAAGGCCGCGUCCCUGUCGGCUUCGGGCCACACCUGCCGCCAAACGCUGCCACCUACCGAUGGCGACUUCUUCAGGCCUAACACGUCGACGACGUCUGGCCAGCGGAACCCCGGAGGCUCCUCCACCCACAGCAUCAGCAGCGGCGCCACGCCCCCUGACAGGCUGCGUUUCCCCCGCGGCACAGCCAGCCGCAGCACCUUCCACGGCGGCCAGCUGCGGGAGCGUCGCACGGCCACCUACAACGGCCCGCCGGCCUCACCCACGCUGUCGCAUGACGCCACGCCCCUCUCGCAGUCCCGCAGCCGAGGCACCACCAACCUCUUCACCAAGCUCACCUCCAAACUCACGCGCAGGGUACCCUACUGGGCUCUAAAUGUGGCUGCCGUUCGAGAUGAUGAUUGAGAGGUGUUUCGUUGCAGGACGAAGUUCAGGUACCAAAUCCCCAAAACUGUAGAGAAUUCCUCCCCAUCGUCUCUCUUCACGCAUUGGUGUCCCUGAAAGCUAUCCAAGCUAUGGAACUUGUCCAUCAAUUUUUCCUUGAUUUGCCCUUAUCCACCUGGCUAAGCAACUUGUCCCUCAAUUUCUCCUUGACUUGCUAGAUGAUAGCCCAGCCCCUAUCCUAGCCCAGUCCCUAUCCUAGAACUGGUAGAUGAUAGCCCAGCCCCUAUCCUAGCCCAGUCCCUAUCCUAGAACUGGUACAUGAUAGCCCAGCCCCUAUCCUAGAACUGGUAGAUGAUAGCCCAGCCCCUAUUCUAGCCCAGUCCCUAUCCUAGAACUGGUAGAUGAUAGCCCAGCCCCUAUCCUAGCCCAGUCCCUAUCCUAGAACUGGUAGAUGAUAGCCCAGUCCCUAUCCUAGAACAGGUAGAUGAUAGCCCAGCCCCUAUCCUAGAACAGGUAGAUGAUAGCCCAGCCCGAAUCCUAGAACUGGUAGAUGAUCCAAUCCUAGAACUGGUAGAUGAUAGCCCAGCCCCAAUCCUAGAAUUGGUAGAUGAUAGCCCAGCCCCUAUCCUAGAACAGGUAGAUGAUAGCCCAGACCCUAUCCUAUAACUUUUACCACAAGGACAAGUUAUAAGAUAAAUAACUGCCUUAGUGGAGCACGUAAUAACACCUUUUGAAAGGGAUUGAUUUCCCUGUUUGUGGGUGUUUGAAGGAUCUACAUUUAUAAGUGCCAUUGCAUUGAGCACAGCCAUUACACUUUUAAUUUCCAUCCAGUAGGGGCGCAAAUAGAACUGGUAGAUGAUAGCCCAGCCGCUAUCCUAGAACUGGUAGAUGAUAGCCCAGCCCCUAUCCUAGAAUUGGUAGAUGAUAGCCCAGCCCCUAUCCUAGAACUGGUAGAUGAUAGCCCGGCGCCAAUCCUAGAACUGGUAGAUGAUAGCCCAGCCCCAAUCCUAGAAUUGGUAGAUGAUAGCCCAGCCCCUAUCCUAGAAUUGGUAGAUGAUAGCCCAGUCCCUAUCCUAGAACUGGUAGAUGAUAGCCCAGCCCCUAUCCUAGAACUGGUAGAUGAUAGCCUAGCCCCUAUCCUAGAAUUGGUAGAUGAUCCAAUCCUAGAACUGGUAGAUGAUAGCCCAGCCCCAAUCCUAGAACUGGUAGAUGAUCCAAUCCUAGAACUGGUAGAUGAUAGCACAGCCCCAAUCCUAGAACUGGUAGAUGAUCCAAUCCUAGAACUGGUAGAUGAUAGCCCCUGUCCCAGAACUGGUAGAUGAUAGCACAGCCCCAAUCCUAGAACUGGUAGAUGAUCCAAUCCUAGAACUGGUAGAUGAUCCAAUCCUAGAACUGGUAGAUGAUAGCCCCUGUCCCAGAACUGGUAGAUGAUAGAACGUGUGACUUGCUUUGCUUUUGUCCACUCACUCUUAUAUUAUACUAAAUCACAUACAGAUGGAACGGACAGAUGCUGAUAUACUGGGCUAUAGGGAAAUAGCCAGUUCCAGACAGACACACAGAGUAGUAACUCUGAAAAUCAGUUCCAAAGGGCCUUUUGAUGCUCUGCAGUUCACUGCAGUCUAGCUCUAUUAACAACCAUUUCUAGUGUCCUGCCUCUCUUCAGGGGGACUCCACCAAGUCUAGUGUCCUGCCUCUCUUCAGGGGGACUCCACCAAGUCUAGUGUCCUGCCUCUCUUCAGGAGGACUCCACCAGGUCUAGUGUCCUGCCUCUCUUCAGGGGGACUCCACCAAGUCUAGUGUCCUGCCUCUCUUCAGGGGGACUCCACCAAGUCUAGUGUCCUGCCUCUCUUCAGGGGGACUCCACCAAGUCUAGUGUCCUGCCUCUUCAGGGGACUCCACCAGGUCUAGUGUCCUGCCUCUCUUCAGGGGGACUCCACCAGGUCUAGUGUCCUGCCUCUUCAGGGAGACUCCACCAGGUCUAGUGUCCUGCCUCUUCAGGGAGACUCCACCAGGUCUAGUGUCCUGCCUCUCUUCAGGGGGACUCCACCAGGUCUAGUGUCCUGCCUCUCUUCAGGGGGACUCCACCAGGUCUAGUGUCCUGCCUCUUCAGGGGGACUCCACCAGGUCUAGUGUCCUGCCUCUCUUCAGGGGGACUCCACCAGGUCUAGUGUCCUUCCUCUCUUCAGGAGGACUCCACCAGGUCUAGUGUCCUGCCUCUCUUCAGGGGGACUCCACCAGGUCUAGUGUCCUGCCUCUCUUCAGGGGGACUCCACCAGGUCUAGUGUCCUGCCUCUCUUCAGGGGGACUCCACCAGGUCUAGUGUCCUUCCUCUCUUCAGGAGGACUCCACCAGGUCUAGUGUCCUGCCUCUUCAGGGAGACUCCACCAGGUCUAGUGUCCUGCCUCUCUUCAGGGGGACUCCACCAGGUCUAGUGUCCUGCCACUCUUCAGGGGGACUCCACCAGGUCUAGUGUCCUGCCUCUUCAGGGGGACUCCACCAGGUCUAGUGUCCUGCCUCUCUUCAGGGGGACUCCACCAGGUCUAGUGUCCUGCCUCUCUUCAGGGGGACUCCACCAAGUCUAGUGUCCUGCCUCUCUUCAGGGGGACUCCACCAGGUCUAGUGUCCUGCCUCUCUUCAGGGGGACUCCACCAGGUAUAGUGUCCUGCCUCUCUUCAGGAGGACUCCACCAGGUCUAGUGUCCUGCCUCUCUUCAGGAGGACUCCACCAGGUCUAGUGUCCUGCCUCUCUUCAGGGGGACUCCACCAAGUCUAGUGUCCUGCCUCUCUUCAGGGGGAUUCCACCAGGUCUAGUGUCCUGCCUCUCUUCAGGGGGACUCCACCAGGUCUAGUGUCCUUCCUCUCUUCAAGAGGACUCCACCAGGUCUAGUGUCCUGCCUCUCUUCAGGGGGACUCCACCAAGUCUAGUGUCCUGCCUCUCUUCAGGGGGACUCCACCAAGUCUAGUGUCCUGCCUCUCUUCAGGGGGACUCCACCAUUUCUAGUGUCCUGCCUCUCUUCAGGGGGACUCCACCAGGUCUAGUGUCCUGCCUCUCUUCAGGGGGACUCCACCAGGUCUAGUGUCCUGCCUCUCUUCAGGGGGACUCCACCAAGUCUAGUGUCCUGCCUCUCUUCAGGGGGACUCCACCAAGUCUAGUGUCCUGCCUCUCUUCAGGGGGACUCCACCAUUUCUAGUGUCCUGCCUCUCUUCAGGGGGACUCCACCAGGUCUAGUGUCCUGCCUCUCUUCAGGGGGACUCCACCAGGUCUAGUGUCCUGCCUCUCUUCAGGGGGACUCCACCAGGUCUAGUGUCCUGCCUCUCUUCAGGGGGACUCCACCAUUUCUAGUGUCCUGCCUCUCUUCAGGGGGACUCCACCAGGUCUAGUGUCCUGCCUCUCUUCAGGGGGACUCCACCAGGUCUAGUGUCCUUCCUCUCUUCAGGGGGACUCCACCAGGUCUAGUGUCCUUCCUCUCUUCAGGAGGACUCCACCAGGUCUAGUGUCCUGCCUCUCUUCAGGGGGACUCCACCGGGUCUAGUGUCCUGCCUCUUCAGGGGGACUCCACCAGGUCUAGUGUCCUGCCUCUCUUCAGGGGGGGACUCCAGUCCAUCCAGCCCAUAUGGAGCACAUGUGGGAUGUGUGAAAUGUACUCCUCAGCCUGAAAUGUACCCACUUACCUGAGCAAAUAGCUAGCUUUUCACAUGGCGCCGACUGUUAAGACUGUUCAGGAGAGUGGUCACGUGUGCUAGCAAGGCAGAGGUCACGAGUUCGCGCUGUUGGGCCAAAUCGUGAGGAAGUGGUACUCACUAAGCAAGCAGCGUGACAUCAUCUUUACACAGAGAUAGGGCUCCUUCUGUUUAAGCAUCAAACAAACCCUCCUCUCUCUCUUUCUCCUUGUCUUUUCUCACACAGCCAACUAGGCCCAGCACUCCCAUCUGCAUGACUCCAACUGAAUUUUCUUAGAUGUGUUUGUUUCUGCUGUGUACGAGAGUGUGUGUGUGUGUGUGUGUGUCUGUCUGUGUGAGAGGGUUUGGUGUGUGUGUGUGGGUCUACGUCGAUCUGCACUUGAUUGUGUGAAUAUUCCUUAAAGUCAUAUCUAUGUAUCUUUAAUGUAUCUUGCAUCUUUUCAUCUGAAUACACACAUUGCUGCCUGCACGCCUCGACCAAAAUUCUCUAUAAAUGGACCGAGAAUGUACAUGGUAAUAGAGCUGAAUGCCAACAGGAAGUUCAACACUGACCCACAGCAUCUGACGGGGUGCUUUCGUUUCAUUACACCUUACAUAACUUCUCUGCUGUUAAUCUUAUAGUUCUACUGGUGGUGUGACAUGUCCAGCUACCAGACCUGCCAUUAGGAAUGGUCCUGGUGUAGAUAGAGGUUAACACUGCCAAUACAGAAUAUUUUCCGGUCUGUUUUCAUCUCUCUCGCUCUCCUUUCUUAAUAUCUCAAAUUAAAAAGCUUUUUUCCCCCACCUGCUGUAUCAGUACUUUUGAUCCGCUCCCUUUUUCCCCCACCUGCUGUAUCAGCACUUUUGAUUCCCUCCCCUUUUUUCCCCACCUGCUGUAUCAGCACUUUUGAUCCGCUCCCUUUUUUCUCCACCUGCUGUAUCAGCACUUUUGAUCCGCUCCCUUUUUUCCCCACCUGCUAUAUCAGUACUUUUGAUCCGCUCCCUUUUUUCCCCACCUGCUAUAUCAGUACUUUUGAUCCGCUCCCUUUUUUCCCCACCUGCUAUAUUAGUACUUUUGAUCCGCUCCCUUUUUUCCCCACCUGCUAUAUCAGUACUUUUGAUCCGCUCCCUUUUUUCCCCACCUGCUAUAUCAGCACUUUUGAUCCGCUCCCUUUUUUCCCCACCUGCUAUAUCAGUACUUUUGAUCCGCUCCCUUUUUUCCCCACCUGCUGUAUCAGUACUUUUGAUCCGCUCCCUUUUUUCCCCACCUGCUGUAUCAGCACUUUUGAUACGCUCCCUUUUUCCCCCACCUGCUGUAUCAGCACUUUUGAUACGCUCCCUUUUUAACUGGAAC